AUGGGAUCGUUUGGGGUCUUUGGGGCUGGACCGGAUUUAAUGGGGUCUGGGCUUGGCAAAAUUGGAGCAAGAUUUGGGCCGCUGAUCACUGGCCCACCUUUAAGGCAAGAAUGCAUAGAACAAGAAAAGGAAGCUUUGUUAGAAGUGGAGAAAUGGAGUGACAUUGAGGAGCAGGUGUUGAGGCAGAAGUCUAGAGAUGCUUGGGUUCAACAUGGAGAUGCAAAUACCAAGUACUUCCAUGCUCAGUGGAAGAUGCGUACUAAUACUAAUGCUAUUGUUUCUAUUCAAAAUGAUGCAGGUAUUAAAUUAACAGAUCCUAAACAGGUGGAGGAGAAAUUUCUAGACUUCUUUAAGAAAUUGAUGGGUGCGUCAUCACCAAUGCACCCUUGUCCAGAUGCUGAGGUGAUCAAAAAGGGACCUUGUCUAACAAGGCAACAACAACUGGAGCUGAUCAAGGAAGUCACAGUGGAGGAGAUAAUGGGAGCUAUUAAAAGCAUGCCAACUGACUGGAAGCUACCAAAGGCCAUCAAUAACACUGCUAUUACUCUAAUUCCUAAAGUUCCUAAUCCUACACAUGUUAAGGACUUUAGGCCAAUAGCAUGUUGCACAACUAUUUACAAGAUUAUCACAAAGAUCAUCACUGGGAGAUUAAAAGCAGUAAUGAACUAUUUGGUGGGGGACGCUCAACAGCUUUCAUUGAAGGCAGGAAUAUAA
Molecule: messenger RNA, 714 nt
Organism: Nicotiana attenuata
Lineage: Eukaryota; Viridiplantae; Streptophyta; Magnoliopsida; Solanales; Solanaceae
Exons: 3
Coding region: 1-714 (237 amino acids)
Source: RefSeq, a predicted model, not a curated record